Molecule: messenger RNA, 1390 nt
Organism: Callorhinchus milii (elephant shark)
Lineage: Eukaryota; Metazoa; Chordata; Chondrichthyes; Chimaeriformes; Callorhinchidae
Product: calmodulin-regulated spectrin-associated protein 1-B-like
Exons: 7
Coding region: 1-1290 (429 amino acids)
Biological process (GO): neuron projection development; cytoplasmic microtubule organization; negative regulation of microtubule depolymerization
Cellular component (GO): microtubule minus-end
Molecular function (GO): microtubule minus-end binding; spectrin binding; calmodulin binding
Source: RefSeq, a predicted model, not a curated record
AUGACCAGCUUCGCCGAGAGAAGGUUCCGGAAGGGGCGGGGCAAACGGCACCCCUGCCCUGCCCCAGCGCUGGGGGCCCCGGCGGGAGCGGAGGAGCCGGGCCCCGGGGAGACGGAGGAGCAGACGGGGCUCCGCAGGCGGCUGGAGGCCAAGCGCAGGGAGAUCCUGGCUCAGAUCCGGGCCGUGGAGGAAAUGGCCGCCAGCCACAGGCAGAGGCUGGGGCAGGAGGCGUUUGCUCUGCUGGCUGGGGCUGCGGAGGGGGGCCGGGAGGACAGGGAGGUUCCCGGCGAGCCCCCCGCAAACGGGCACCGGGUGUGGCCGGAGUGGGGGCUGCGGAGCGAGGCCCGGGGCGACCCCGAAGCGGGGGAGGGGGCCGGUUUGGAGGAGUUGAACCGGAGCCUGAAUGUGGUGCAGUCGGAGCUGGAGGGGCUGAGCCGGGGGUCCCCCGAGCUCCGACCAGACCCCGGGGGACGGGAGACCCCCAAACCAACACCAAGCGCAGCCGCGGACACGGUAGCACACAGACGAGCGCUCUUCAUCCUCAAGCAGCAGCAGCGGAGCGAGGGGGCCAGGCUCCGGCGGGAACAGCAAGAGAGCGACCAGGAACGCCAGCGGGAACAGGCUCGACGGAGAGCCAGAGAGAUCCGGCUCAGGAAGGAGGAGGCUGUGGUCGUGCGUCAGAGGCCGGGCACCGACUCAGGACUGUCCAAGUCCGGACUGAAAGCAAGAACAAUUCCACACACCCAGGUCUGUGAGGAUGGAUUCCCGGCAGACGAGGAGCAGCAGCCAGAGGCUGCGUCCACCAUGUCCAGGACCCUGAUCCUGAGCAAUACUCCCACUGCGGAGAAGGACAGACACCCAGCCACAGAGUCACCAGGUCUGCGGAUGUUUAAGGAGCCCAGCGCCAAAUCCAACCGGCUCAUUCUGCACAACGCCUUGAACCACUGCUGUCUGGCCGGCAAAGCUAAUGAGUCUCAGAGAAGCAUCAUGAUCGAGGAGCUGGAGAAGUGUGGGCUGAACCAGUGCGUGAUUCUGUUCCGUGACCACCAGUGCCAGUUCCGGGCCCUCUAUUCCUAUUGCCCCGAGAUGGAGGAGAUCCACAAACUGGCCGGCUCAGGGCCACGCAGCAUCCAGAAGAAAAUGAUCGAGAACCUGUACAAGUACAACUCCGAUCGCAAACAGUUCCAACCCAUCCCCUCCAAGACAAUGUCUGCCAACGUGGACGCCCUGACAAUCCAGGGCCACCUCUGGCAGCUCAGAAAGAAACCUGUCGGCACGCUCCAGAAAUAAUCCUAAUAUCCCUUACUAACCCUUGCAUUUGACCCUUGCGCCUUAUCCCUCAAUUCCCAAUUGUCUGUGGGACGCUGCUGCGUUUCGCCCGCAGAAUACA